This is a messenger RNA of Mesorhabditis belari, 936 nucleotides long. Lineage: Eukaryota; Metazoa; Nematoda; Chromadorea; Rhabditida; Rhabditidae. The record is from the annotation of a GenBank genome assembly.
AUGAACUAUUUCAAAGCUCUCGUCGACACCGUUCGAGAAAAUAUUCAACCGAAAGAAACUAAACCCCAGAUUUUCUUCGAAAAACAAGAUAGUUCCAUCAAAAAACCCUAUUUCCGCCAAAAGUUCACCAAAGAAAACAAGAACGAGGCAAGUGAUUGGCUGAUGGAUUUGGAGAAGAAUGACACUCAAAAAUUGCGUAAAGUGCUUGAAGAAGCCGGGAUCGAUCGACGGAAUUUUCAGAAAAAGAUCUACUGCAACGAGACAAUGAAAAAAGUGUGGAAGAUUAAGAUUCGAGAAGAAAUCGGCGGGAAAAAGUACUCACAAGCAUUGGAGAAUCUCUUUCAGGGGAAUUGCUCUGACGACGGGCAAAGGAUUGAUCGACAAUACGUGGAAACGGUGAUGGAUGUUGGGGGAGGAGUGAGAUUUUACAAUUAUCUGCUAAUCGAUUCAAGACUUUGUCGAAAAGAUACGAAUAAAGUGGAAUUUGAAGAGUUCAUUGGAGCCGCUUUUUACAUCGGAAAAGGGACAGAGAAUCGGGCAAUUGAUCACCUGAAAGAUGCACUCAAAUUUGAUGAUUACAAUCAAAAUCAAGCGCUCAAGAAUCUACCGAAACUUUCGUAUAUUAAUGAGAUUUGGCGAGAAGAAGGAGCGGUCUAUGUUUUAAGGCUAUUCCACGACGUGCACGAGGAUGUGGCCCAUUUGCGAGAAGAGGCGAUGAUCACCGCAUUCGGGCUCACCAAUCUCACGAAUGAUCGCCACGGGCAUCAAUUCAAACGACCUCGGGGGUACACCCGCGAGAUGUUACCCAUUCACGGGGCCUUUCUGCUUCACAAAGCUUUCCACGUUUUCGUCAACAACUUACCACAGCCAAUCCGCAAACACAACAUGCACUACGCGCCCGAGAGAUUUGAAUUUGGUCUUAAACAGGGCAAUAGU